Molecule: messenger RNA, 1282 nt
Organism: Moneuplotes crassus
Lineage: Eukaryota; Ciliophora; Spirotrichea; Euplotida; Euplotidae
Source: the annotation of a GenBank genome assembly
AUGAAAACUAUUCUUUUCCUAAUUGCUCUUCUAGCAGUAUCCACAGCCAUUGCUGAGGAUAUCUUCUUGGGUGAAGACCAUGACGCAGGUUUGAUUGAAUUAGAGAAAGGGGACGACAUGUUCUACUGGCUCUUCAGAUCUAGAGAUGUUCCAGAGAAAGACCCACUAGUCCUUUGGUUGACUGGAGGUCCAGGAUGCUCCUCAGAGGUGGCUCUUUUCUAUGAAAAUGGUCCAUUUAUUAUCCAAGAUGACUUAACUUUAGAAAAGAACCAAUUCUCUUGGAAUGAAGUUUCCAACUUGUUGUAUAUUGAUCAGCCGCUAGGAACUGGAUUUAGUAGGACAGACAAGCCAGAUCACUACGCCAGAAAUGAAAAGAUGGUUGCUUCUACUAUGUAUAAAUUCUUGACUUUGUUCAUUGAGAAAUAUCCAGAAUUCAGAGGAAGAGAUUUCUAUAUUACUGGAGAGAGUUAUGCCGGGCACUACAUUCCAGCUAUCACUGCUUAUAUCGCAGAGCAAGGAAACCCAGAUAUUAACCUCGUUGCAUCUGCUAUUGGAAACGGUUUGGUAGAUCCUUAUGUCCAAUACCCAGAAUACAACAAGUUCUCAUAUGAGAAUAAUCUUAUUGGAGGUAUUCAUAGUACUAUUCUCUCUGCUGGAUUCAAACUUUGCCAAGGAUUGAUCUGGACUAGAAUCUGGCCAUUGGCUCUUAUGGAAUGUCAGAUCAUGACCACUACUAUCUUGGGAUUCCCACUUUAUCCAAACUUCAAUGUCUAUGAUAUUAGAAAGAAAUGAAGUGUUCCACCUUUGUGCUAUGAUUUCAACCUUCUCGAUAAAUUUAUUGAUCUCCCUGAAGUAAGAGAGUUCUUGGGUGUUGGGAAGAGAGCCUGGAGCAGCUGCAACCAAGUAGUUCACACCUUCAUGCUUGGUGACUGGAUGGUUGAUCUCUCAUCAAAGGUUAAGUAUGCCCUUGAGAAUGAUAUCAAAAUUCUUGUCUACUCAGGAGAUAAGGACUUCAUCUGCAACUGGAGAGGAGGAGAAGCCUGGACUCAUGCUCUUGAAUGGCAAGGAAGAGAAGACUUCCACUCUAAUGAGUAUCAGACAUGGACUGUUGAUGAAGAAGAAGCUGGUGAAUUCAAACAAGCCAACGGACUUACUUUCUUGAGAGUUUAUGACGCAGGUCAUAUGGUCCCAAUGGACCAGCCAAAGAGAUCUUUGGAGAUGCUCAAGAAGUUCAUCAGUCAUGACUUCUAAGUUCUUUAUAUUUGAAAGAAAAAUUCAAUUU